AUGGCCGCGAUUAGCAAAGAAUCCAAGAUUCUGAUCGUGGGUGGCGGUGGUGUGAUGGGGUCGUCGACGGCGCUUCACCUAGCGCGUAGAGGGUACACUGACAUCCAUGUCAUAGACGUGUGGCCAAUACCGUCUCAGCGCUCGGCGGGGUACGAUUUGAACAAGAUCGCGUCCAGUGGCCAGUACUCGAAUCCCUUCCACGCGGAGCUGUCCAAGCAAGCGAUCCAUGCCUGGGCGAACGACGAGACAUUCAAGCCUUACUAUCAUAAUACUGGAACCGUCAGUGUCUCUGCUGCCUCUAAGUUUGCUCGCUCGGUGGGUGUUAAGCGCACCUACGACCGUCUCGUUGAAGAGAAAUGGCCUGGAGUCGAAUGGCUGGAUAACAAGGAUGACUUCGUUCGCCACGUCCCGCAGCUGAAGGAUGCUCAUAUUGAGGGCUGGAAAGGCAUCUGGAACCCAGAAGGCGGAUGGGUUGCAGCGCGCGACGCCCUCAACUCUGUCGGACGCGAGCUUCAUGAGCGAGGCGUCACGUUUACAUCCGGGCCUGCUGGAACCUUUAAGGAGCCUAUAGUUUCCGAGGAUGGCGUCACCAUCAUAGGCGCCCUUGCUGAGGAUGGAACGAAACACUACGCUGACCAUGUCGUCCUCGCGACAGGGGCGUGGACUCCCAGUCUCAUCGAUUUGAAGGGCCAAUGUCUGUCCAAAUGCUGGGUGCUGUGCCAUAUUAAACUAUCUGAUGAAGAGGCGGCCGAGUACAAGGGCUGUCCUGUCGUCUACAACGGAGAUCUGGGUUUCUUCUUCGAGCCAUCUAGGGAUAAUCUAAUCAAGGUUUGUGACGAGUUCCCCGGGUUCACGCAUUACGAAGAGAACGUGAAACCUUUCGGCGCGUCCAAACCCUCGCGUAUCUCCGUUCCCCGGUCGCAUGCAGAGCAUCCGACGGACACCGUCCCCGACGAAAGCGUCAAGACGAUGAGCAAAGUUAUCCAAUCUAUGCUUCCCCGCUUUACGGAUCGUCCCCAGCUGGACCAGAAGAUGUGCUGGUGCACAGACACUGCGGAUAGGUAUUGGCUAAUUACACCUUACCCCGGGUACAAGAACUUGACCAUCGCUUCGGGCGAUAGCGGGCACUGUUUUUCCUUUCUUCCUGUAGUCGGGAAAUGGAUCGCGGACCUCCUUGAGGGCAAGCUCGAUGAGGAACUCGCGCAGAAGUGGCGGUGGAGACCGGGCGUGGGCGACCCUUCGCACAGCGACGGCCGCGAAGAGACGUCAAAGGAUAUCAACGAAUUGCCUGGCUGGAAGCACGAAAAUAGCAAUUUGUCUUGCGCUGUUAUGUAA
This is a messenger RNA of Punctularia strigosozonata HHB-11173 SS5, 1335 nucleotides long. RefSeq names its product FAD dependent oxidoreductase. Lineage: Eukaryota; Fungi; Basidiomycota; Agaricomycetes; Corticiales; Punctulariaceae. Gene Ontology annotation, molecular function: flavin adenine dinucleotide binding; saccharopine oxidase activity; sarcosine oxidase activity. The coding region runs from base 1 to 1335 and encodes 444 amino acids. The transcript has 13 exons. The record is from RefSeq and is a predicted model, not a curated record.